Mesorhabditis spiculigera is the source of this 408-nucleotide messenger RNA. Lineage: Eukaryota; Metazoa; Nematoda; Chromadorea; Rhabditida; Rhabditidae. The record is from the annotation of a GenBank genome assembly.
AUGCAGUUCAGAACUAUCGUAUUGCUCUCGACGGUCGUCGCCGCGGCUUGGGCCCUCUCCUGCUACCAGUGCAAUACGGGUGCCAACGGCGAGGAGAUGUGCGACUCGACGGAGGUGACGGAUCUGGCCAAGUGGAAAAAGCCUUGCGGCAAGCUGGCUGACGGCCCCUUCGCUAACAAGAACGCCAUCGGGUGCCGCAAGAUCGAGCAGUACGUCGAGGAGAAGAAGCAGACGAUCAGGGAAUGCGCCUACUCGGGCGAGGAGGUCGACGGGUUGAAGAAGACGGGCAACAACCGCAUCCAGCUUUACUUCUACCAGUGCAAUAACAAAGACGGCUGCAACGCUGGCACAUCUACCUCUGUCCUUGCCGCCUUCGCCUCUGUCUUUGCCGUCUUCGCCUUCCGUUAC